AAAACAGUUUUGUGACUGCCAGCUACUGCGGCGCUACUGUGUGCUCGCUGCCUCUUCCUUCAGAAACCAGACGCCCAUUUGCUAGAACUAGAACCCGGAGCAUAGUUAUGUUGUUCCUUUGGGCCCUUCAAUUAACUUCACUGUUAUUGGCACCAUCACCGCCCUAUCUCUUAUGCAGCUAGAACUAGAACUCUUCCUACAAUCUCGACAUUUUCAUCCUUGCCAUUAACACAGUAUAUUGUAGUAAAUUAAAUUUGUGUUUUUUUAUUUAAAUUAACAUAUCCAUGGAAUCCCAACAAAUUCUUUCUGGGUUUUGUCUGAAAUCAUCGAUAGUGCCAUCAAGUCCAAUUGUGAAACAGCCAUUCUCUUUGAAGUUCUCUUCUUUACCUUCAUUUUUAUACCCUUCUAUUCAGUCCCAGAAUCUUGAGGUUCCUAGUGGAACUUUUUCUCCUAUCAGCAUUGUGCAUAAAGAAGGGUGUUCUAGUUCUUGGAGGACAAUAUGUUGUAGCAGGAGUAGUACUACAGAACCAAUGGAGGGCCAUGAGGUCAGGGCUCACAUCACAGUGAGAAGGAAAAAACUAGCAGUUUUUGUGUCAGGUGGAGGAUCCAACUUCAGAUCAAUUCAUGAGGCCUCCAAAAGGGGAUCACUUCAUGGAGAUGUUCUUGUAUUGGUCACGAAUAAAAGUGAGUGUGGAGGUGCAGAGUAUGCAAGAAAUAAUGGUAUCCCAAUUAUUUUGUUCCCUAAAGCAAAGGAUGAACCCAAUGGAUUAUCUCCAAAUGACCUUGUUGAUACACUAAGGAAGUUUGAGGUUGAUUUUAUUCUUUUAGCUGGAUUCCUCAAGCUUAUACCUGUGGAAUUGAUCAGAGCUUAUGAAAGAUCUAUAUUCAACAUUCAUCCAUCACUUCUUCCAGCUUUUGGAGGCAAGGGCUAUUAUGGCAUGAAGGUGCAUAAAGCUGUAAUUGCUUCUGGAGUGAGAUUUUCAGGUCCUACAAUUCAUUUUGUUGAUGAACACUAUGACACAGGACAUAUUCUUGCCCAGCGUGUUGUCCCUGUGCUUGCUGAUGAUACUGCUGAGGAGUUGGCUGCAAGGGUUCUCAAGGAGGAGCAUCAGUUGUAUGUCGAGGUGGUAGAGGCUUUAUGUGAAGAGCGUGUAGUUUGGAGGGAAGAUGGUGUUCCUCUCAUCCAAAGUAAAGAAAACCCCAAUGAGUUUCACUGAUUAUCAAUGAUAUGGGUAUUUUGGUUGGAGAUUUUGCUUAUAAAACCUUCAUAUUUACCCCAAAUUUGUAGUAAAUGAAAAUGUACUCAUGUCACAUUGAAUAUAAUAAGGAGGAAGUCACAUACAUUCUCCUGACCCGUUCUGCUCAAACUGUUAAUUUGCUCUCAAGUAGAUUUUAGUAUCAGGUUACUGGUGUAUUUUUGGACUCCUUCACUCCCACACAAAAUUCUGCUAAAUUAUUAUGAUUUUAAUCCAUAAUUAAGAAAUUAUCUGUAUACUAUUUGGGUAAGAAAUUGAGUUGUAGAACAUGAGCAAUGGAACUGUCUGGGAAUGCCAAAACUUCUAUGCCUAUGGUCCUAUCCUUUGCC
Messenger RNA from Abrus precatorius (Indian licorice), 1585 nucleotides. RefSeq names its product phosphoribosylglycinamide formyltransferase, chloroplastic-like. NCBI's taxonomy places the organism in Eukaryota, Viridiplantae, Streptophyta, Magnoliopsida, Fabales, Fabaceae. Bases 285 to 1217 code for a protein of 310 amino acids. The transcript has 7 exons. Gene Ontology annotation, biological process: 'de novo' IMP biosynthetic process. Gene Ontology annotation, cellular component: cytoplasm; chloroplast. The record is from RefSeq and is a predicted model, not a curated record. Gene Ontology annotation, molecular function: phosphoribosylglycinamide formyltransferase activity.